This is a messenger RNA of Macadamia integrifolia, 3941 nucleotides long. RefSeq lists its product as uncharacterized. The transcript is spliced from 8 exons. Lineage: Eukaryota; Viridiplantae; Streptophyta; Magnoliopsida; Proteales; Proteaceae. The record is from RefSeq and is a predicted model, not a curated record. Gene Ontology annotation, molecular function: protein phosphatase 1 binding; protein phosphatase regulator activity. The coding region runs from base 1 to 3756 and encodes 1251 amino acids. Gene Ontology annotation, cellular component: plasma membrane.
AUGGAGAGUUAUAUGAGUUCAAGACUCUACAAAGCAGCUGCAUCAGGAGAUGUUGAUUAUCUAUUAUCAGAAACAGUGUCAGAGGAGAGAAAGGAGAGGCUUAAACGGGAUCUCCUCAGUAGAACACACGAGGAAAGUUAUUGCCUCCACGUAGCUUCAAGGUUUGUUUUACCAGCAAAAAAUAAAAAAGCAGUGAGGUUUGGACAUGAAGAGUUCGUGAGAAGUGUUGUUAAUCUUUUCCCUUCCCUUUUAUAUCAGCAAAACUUGAGAGGAGAUAACCCACUUCAUGUCGCUUCCAGGGCUGGUCACCUUGACAUUGUCAAAAUCCUUAUUGAUUCCUUCCAGCAGCUCCAGCAUCCUCAGAGUACUGAAAGAGCUGGAGAUGAUAUAAUUAUAGAGAGGUCUCUGAGAGAAGCUGAAGAAGGGGAAAGGCAUUCCAUUCAGCUUCCUCUAAGUUCUCAUAGUGAAAGUAGUAGCACAGGAAAUGUAGUAAUAGUGGUAACAUCAUCAGAAUGGGCUUCACCGCCAAUAGGGAGAACUCAAAACAAUGAUGGCAGCACAGCCCUUCAUGAAGCGUUAAGGAGCAAACACGAGGAGGUGGCACUCCAUUUACUGGAUCUGGACAAAGAACUGGUCGCCGGCCUUGUUGUGAAUGCCAAAGAUGAGAGUCCCUUGUACCUGGCUGCUGAAGCUUGCUUUGUUGGUGUGUUAAAAAAAUCAUUAGCGCAGGCGGGAGGGGUAACGCUGUUGGUCCGAUGGGUCAGACCGCCUUACAUGCUGCAGUUUUCUCUGAAAGCGAAAGUUUUAUGGCUAAUGCUUAAUGAACUUGCUUUGCAUGAAAAUGCCAGAGUGCAUGGAAGUUUUACACAAUUCUGUUCCAGAACUCAUCAGAAAACGAGAUUCAUAUGGAAAAACAGCUCUAUACUAUGCAGCACAGUCAAAUUAUAUCAACAUAAUUUCUUGCUACUGGAGUUGGAUGCUUCUUCUGUAUACAUAUGUGACAAUAAAGGGCUUUCACCACUGUUAGCUGCAGCCAGCAACCAUAAUUGUUCUAAAGCUGUUCGGGCUAUACUAGAUGCCUGCCCUGCCUCAAUUGCGUCUUCAGAUGAUAAUGGUCACAAUGCUCUUCACUUAGCUGUGAAAUAUAACUAUCCAGAUACGUUUGAAGAUUUGUGGAGAAUGCCAGAAAUAAAGGCCCUUAUAAAAGAACCUGAUCACCAAGGGAAACGCACCACUGCAUCUAGCAACCAUGGCAUGGGACCUUCCCCUUUAUUUUAUAAGACAGAGAUACUGUGGAAGUUGGAAGGAAGAAAGGCAUCUAUGGGUAGAGUUCGCCCCUUAAUGAGUAUCCCUUAUUGGGAUCCAAACAGCAACAGCACAACGGUGGAAGAAGAUGCAGAAUUGGUACAAAUGGCCAACACGCAGGCAGUGGUGGCAGCACUCUUUGUUACAAUAACUUUUGCCGCAGCUUUUACAAUACCUGGCGGUUUCAAGGCGGAUGGUUCUGGUACACCAUCACUCGUACACAAGCCAGCCCUAAUAAUCUUCUGCUUAUCAGAUGCAAUUGGCAUGUCUUUCUCCAUGGCGGCACUGGCUGUCCUCCUUAAUGCCACAGUAUUUGGUCAGAAAGCUUUCUCAAAAACAACUAUUCUUUAUAGUAUGUUCUUACUUUUCUUCGCAGUCUAUGCAUCUAUGAUUGCUUUUAUUUCUGGUUUUUAUGCUAUGAUAUCGAUGGAGUCUACGAAUCAGUCUAUGGCGAGUUAUAUGAGUUCAAGACUCUAUAAAGCAGCAGCAGCAGGAGAUGCUGGUUAUCUAUCGUCAGAAACAGUAUCGGAGGAGAGAAAGGAGAGGCUUAAACGCGAUCUCCUCUGUCUGACACACGAGGGAAGCAAUUGCCUCCACAUAGCAGCAAGGUUUGGACGUGUAAAGAUCCUGCAGUUUCAAUGUGAAAUGUUCGUGCCGUAUUCAUUUUGCCCAUGCCUUCUAUAUCAGCGAAACAAGAGAGGAGACAACCCACUACAUGUCGCUGCCAGGGCUGGUGACCUUUGCUUGGUCAAACUCUUUACUCAUUCCUUCCUGCAGCACCAGCCUCCUCAAAAUUCUCAAAGCACUGAAAGUGCUGGAAAUAGAGCAAUAGCAGGAGAAGGGAACCAGGAGAACAGCACAAACCUUACUGAUUCCGUCCAGCGUCUUUUAAUUGCUCAGAGUCAAAGCAUGGGAGAUAAUAUGAUUUUGCAGAGGUCUCUGAGAGAGGCUGUGGAAGGGGAAAGGCCUUCACGUCCAAUUAUAUGGGGGAGUACUCAAAACCAAGAUUCCAUUCAGCCACAUCCUCCAAGUUCUCAAAGUGGAAGUACUUCAGAAUGGCCUUCAAUGCCAAUAUGGAGAACUCAAAACCAAGAUGGCAGCACCGCUCUUCAUGAAGCGUUACGAAGCAAACACGAGGAUGUGGCACUCCACCUACUGGAUCUGGACAGUGAACUGGUCGUCGGUGUUAUCAAUGCUAAAGAUGAGAGUCCCUUGUACCUGGCUGCUGAAGCCGGCUUUGUCAGCGUCUUAAAAAAAAUCCUUGGCGCAGGCGGGAGGAACAACACUGUGGGCCCUAUGGGUCUGACUCCGUUACAUGCAGCAGUUUUCUCUCAAAGCGCUGAUUGCAUAAAAGCUCUACACAAUUCGAUUCCAGAACUCAACAGAAAAAAAGAUCAAUUUGGAAAAACAGCUCUAUACUAUGCAACACAGGAAAAGUAUAUCAGAAUAAUGCGUCUACUAUUGAAGUUGGAUGCCUCUUCUGCAUAUAUAUGCGAUAACGAAGGCCGCUCACCUCUGUUAGCUGCCGCCAGCAUGGGUAACUGUUCAACUGUUGAGGCCAUACUAGAAGUCUGCCCAGACUUAAUUGAGUCUUCAGAUGACAGUGGCCACAAUGCUCUUCACCUAGCUGUGAAAUAUAACUCUACCAAGAGGUUGGAAAGUUUCUUGGAAUUGCCUGGGAUGAUAACCCUUAUAAACGAACCUGACCAUGAAGGGAACACGCCGCUUCAUCUAGCAACCAUGGCCCGUCAUUAUCACAUGAUACCAGCAUUGUCACGUACAAAUUAUGUGGACUUGACAGCCAAGAAUAACGAUGGGAAAACAGCUUUGGAUUUGUAUAUUUUGGACCCGAGACCUGCUUCCACUUUAUAUGACAAGGGACUAACCUCGUCGCAUUUAAGAAAAGCAAAUGUAUCUAGGGGUCGAGUUCGUCCCCUAAUGCGCGUUUCUGUUGGGGAUCAAAGCAUCGACGAAGCACAAAACAAGAAUCUGAGGGAAUUCGCCAACACAUUGGCGGUGGUGGAAGCACUCCUUGUCACGGUAACUUUUAUGGCAGUUUUUCAAGUACCGGGCGGUUACAAGACUAAUGGCUCUCCAGCACUCAUACACAACGCAGCUCUAAUAAUAUUCUUCUUAUCAGAUUUAAUUGCCUUGGGUUUCUCCUCGAUGGCUUUGAUUUUCGUCAUUCCUGCCAUGUCGAAUGACAUGCCCAUCGCACGAUCAUCAAUCGUAAACAGUGUAUAUUUGCUUAAUGCGGCUCUCUCCGCAUGUGUUAUUGUUUGUAUUUCCGGUUUUUACGCGGUACUCAAGAUAGAGUCCACGUGGAUGGCAAUUCUUGCCUGCGUCAUGUGCUGCGCGUUCUACCUUCUUUUCCAAAUGGCAUUAGAUUUUGUCCAGACCAAUGUUUCAUGGGUUCCAGUUGACAAGGAGGCACCCCACGGGAGUAAAUAAUUAAUCUGUACUCAAUACCAAGACACCAAUAAUUGACGUAAAAUUGGAAUGAGCAUUAAAAUUCAUUCAUUUUUUUUUUUCUUUUUUUUGGUGAGAGACUACUUAUUCACUGCUGCAUGCUUCAAAUUUUCCAUGGUCUUUGUAUGUGGUUUGAAUAAAUGGAAACUAAUGUUUCAGUUUCCCUU